This is a messenger RNA of Prorocentrum cordatum, 3054 nucleotides long. Lineage: Eukaryota; Dinophyceae; Prorocentrales; Prorocentraceae. The record is from the annotation of a GenBank genome assembly.
AUGGAGAACGAGACCGCGGAGCACGUGCUGCCCGGGGCGGCGAAGAGCAUGCGCCGACCAGGGCGGCUGGCCAGUGGCGGUGCUCUGGCGUGCCAGGCGCUGGCCGCGCCCCGCGAGGCACCGCCGUGGGUCAGCCGCCGUUGGUCCAUGGCUCGGGCGCUGCUAGACGAGCAGCGCAGCCGGGUGCCCGAGUUCUGCCGGGUGGCCCAGAAGACGGGUUACGUGAACGUGCACGGCAACGAGACGUCCGAGAACGUCCUGCUGGACCUGAGCGUCGCUAUGGGCGAGGCUCCGAGCCCCGCCGACGGCGCCAUGGCAGACGCCACCAUGAAGUUCCUGGUCUCCGUGAUGGCCGAGAAGGGCACGUACUCCGCGGAGACGGGCCAGCAGAUCAUGCCGCUGAGCCAGCCUCUGGAGGACAGCCCGCACCAGAUGAUCGAGCUGAAGCUGAGCCCCACCACGACGGAGGUGGACGUCUACUCCCCGCACCUGCGCAUCCGCACCAGCGACGAGGACUCGUCCGAGGCGCUGCGCCAGGGCAUGGGCAGCGGGCGGCUCGGCAGCCUGCCGCGGGUGGUGUGCGGUGCCUCGGCCACCGGCGGCGUGGCCGUGCGCAAGAUGGCGGCGAAGGACGCCGCCUCCGAGAAGCGCGUCCUGAUCGACCUGGACAGCCUCCUCAGCAGGGGCUUCUUCGCGGUCGCCGACAUGGACACCUGGACCCUGGGCCAGGGGCAGUACAGGCGGGUCUCCACCCGCAUCAAGGAGCUCAAGGCGUUCCCGAGGAACCUGAACCUCGUCGUCGAGAUGAUGAUGGCGCAGGCAGGCAACAGCCGCCAGGUCCCGGUCACCGUGGCGUUCUCGAUCGUGAAGCUGCCUGAGACCCCCAUGGUGCCGCGGACUGGCGACAACCGCCUCGGCUAUUUCGCCUCCAAGUACUCCGACCUCGGCUUCCACCCGCAGGAGAUUAGCCGCUCCACCCCGCCGAGCGCGACCGUGGACUCCCAGCGCACGAUGAUAUGGCGCUACAACCUCGACCGGGACGAGGACAAGCAGAUCAAGAUCUACGUCGACCCCACCGUGCCGACGAGGUGGCGCAAGUACGUGAAGGAGGGCAUCGAGGCCUGGAACGACGGGUUCGCCAUGUUCGGCGCGAACGGCACCGUGAAGGCCAUUGCGCCAGGUGACAAGGACUGGCCGGCGGAGUACGACCAGGGUGACGCGCGCUACACGGUUGUCACUUGGGUGCUGGACACUGACCGGGUGGUCAGCAGGGGCCACGCGCGGGUCGACCCGAGGAGCGGGGAGAUCAUGAAGAGCGAGAUCAGCAUGUCCGUCGGGUGGCUGCACGCGUGGCUCUCCGACAUGGACCGCCUCGCGCCCCAGCUGGUGCAGAGAUCCGACAGCGGCUACCUCCAGGAGGAGCGCGAGCCCGCCAGCGCCGAGGGCGCCGCCGCCGCGGCGCAGGAGCUCGCGGCCCCCGCGCCCCGGGCCCAGCGGGUGGCCGACGCGAGGGCGGCGCUCUUCGGCAGCUCGCAGGGCGCGGACAGCAGCCUGGUGCACCUCGUGGCCGGCAGCGACAGCAGGCUGGGCCUCUUCCACAAGGGCCAGCCGAUGAGCCCGCGCAGGCAGGAGGAGGUGCUCGGCGAGGGCAUCAAGCAGGUCGUCAUGCACGAGACGGGGCACAUCCUGGGCCUGCGCCACAAUUUCAAGGGCAGCCUUGGGGUGAGCUACGAGUGCACACAGGACAAGGCGUGCAGCGGCAAGCACGGCCUGUCCUCCAGCGUGAUGGACUACCUCCCCAUCAACCUCCCCGAGAACGACGACCCUGACAGCGUGCACUUCUUCUCCCCGGUCAUAGGCGAGUACGACAAGCUUGCCAUCGCCUAUGGUUACAUGCCGGACUCGAACGACAUGACUAGGCUUGACGACCCAGACAACGUCCUUCGCAAGAAGGAGGGCCUCACCUUGCAGAGUCUCCUGAACAAGGCAGAGUCCUUCGAGGUGUGCUUGGACAGCGAUUCCAGCCAGGGGGAGGACCCAGAGUGCAGACCGUACGACUUCACCUCGGACCCGAUCCGGUAUUUCGAGGCGACGCUCCGCAAGCACAAGAGCACGCACCAGCAUCUCCUGGACACCGCGGUUGCUCCUGGGAAGGCCUACUUCCACUACGGCAACGCGGUGACUUCCCUGAUGGGAUUGACGCGCGACAUGGGCCUCAAGGCGGCGCGCUACAUCGGUGGCAGCAACCACUCCUACCAGCACCGCUCGGACGGCGGCCGGCACGGGCCGAACGGCGCCCUGCGCUUCCAGUCCGCCCACACGCAGCGGCGCGCGCUGAACCUGACGAAGCAGGUGCUGCAGCUCUCGAGCUCGGGCCUCGUUCCGCCACGGAGCAGCCGAAAGUUCCUGGUGUCUGGGCAGGACGACCAUCUCCAGGUCUUCAACGUGGACCACGCCGUUCGCAGCAUCCAGAAGGAGUUGAUGGGGGAGCUGCUGUCGCCCAAGAAGCUCGAGAGGCUCUUCGACCACUCGGGCGAUUGUGAGGGAGAGGACUGCCCGCUGGGCGUGGAGGAGCUGCUGUCCGACCUGGUGCGCCUGUUCGGCGUCCCGCGCAGCGCAGACUCGCCAGACUGGGACCUCGAGCUCCAGGUGGUCAAGAGCCUCAAGGAGGCGGGAGCGGUGGCGCUGCCUGCGGAGGUGCAGUCGCUGGUCUCGCAGAAGCUGGACUACAUCGGUGCCAGCGUCGAGGCCCUCCUGGAGCACGGGGACAGCAUGCACACCUGGGCACCGAGUGGCUGGCAGCAGUGCGCCUGGGAGGGCGAGAGCUGCGAGUGCCACGGGCAGGUGCGAUUCGGCGUCAACGGGAGCUGGUCCGAGCUUCGCCAUGCGGGCGGCCAGACGGACUGCAGCACCCAGGCCUUCGAGGACCCUGCGCCGCACAAGGCCAAGGCCUGCCAGUGCCUGAACGAGGUGGUCGGCAAGCAGGAGCGCUUCCACGCCCACCUGUUGCGGCUCCGCCGCGAGCUGGAGUCGGACAAGGACAAGGACAAGUAG